AUGCGCCCUUGGGCUUCCCACUUCGCCGCUGUUCGAGCCAAGCGGCCUGCCGUGUGCAAAUUCCCGCCAGCAGCAGCAGCAGCAGGAGCAGCGUUGAGCGUUCGACUUGCGUAUACAGCACAACCCCUCGGAAACGCUGCCCCCCCCCAGAGAAGAACCUGCUCUCUGGCGGGGAGCGGCAAAGCGACAAGAGCGAACAUCGGAUGUGGCCGCUUCGCAGCUGCAACGUCGGAGGAGGCGCCCCCCCCCCCCUACAACUCCAGUACUGCCUCCAGGAUUCGCCAUUUGGUGGUCAUAGACUUGACCGAUAGAGUGGUGCCCUAUGAAAUUGCGUGGGCAGCGCAACACGCUCUGCUGCAGCAUCAAAUGCUGCAACUGGAAAGCCACAAGACGAAGGCCAAGGAGGAACCGAAAAGCGGCUCCUAUCUGGAGUUGCUUCCAGGGAUCGCGCCUUGCCGUGUCUCUGGAGAGACAGCGUGCGACUUUGCGAUUCUUACGCAGCAUCCCAGUGUCUACACACUUGGACAGGGCUCCAGCUUGUCGUUUGUCGCUGCAGACAUGCGGGAUAAGGAGAGCCAGCUGAAGCUGCCUCUCGAGCUGCAGCAGGAUGUACAGGACGCCUCUCAGGUUGCAAAGGCUUUGGGGGAUCUCGCCUCUGCGAUCGCGGCGCUGCGCGCUCCUGAGCGGGGGGACCUGAAGGGCCCCUCGGAGGGGGCCCCAGGUCUCGUGGGGGCCCCCCAGAAAGGGCGCAUGCGCGACGGGAGGGGGCCCCCCCAGCUGCUGCGCGUAGAACGGGGAGGACAGGUGACAUGGCACGGCCCUGGGCAGCUCGUGGUAUAUCCAAUUUUUGAUUUGCGGAAGCACCAGACAGACAUAAGGGCCUUUAUUGAUGCACUCGAGACAACGGCUGCACAGAGUCUCGUGCGUCUUUGGCAGACGACGCACCCCGCAGCGGCCUCUCUGCUGCAGCAGAAGCAGAAUCAGCAGAAGCAGAAACAACAAGCGCAGCGGCAUCAGAAUCAACGGCAGAAUCGGAAUCAACAAGAGCAGAUUCAGAACCAACAGGAGCAGCGAAACGACGCAGAAGCGGAGGACGUGGAGUGCUUGUCUCAGCCCUUCUUGCACCUACGACGGUGCAGGAGCAUGCCGGGUGUCUGGGCAGGAGGCCGGAAGGUCUGUGCUGUCGGAAUUCGCCUUAGACGGUGGAUUUCUUACCACGGGAUAGCUCUAAAUAUCAGCAACUCACUAGAGCCGUACAAGAGGAUCGUCCCCUGCGGUCUUGUAGGGAAAGAAGCAACAAAUGCGUGCGAGUGGAUCCGAUUCCUCCUGCAGCAAGUGCAGCAAUUGCAGCAGCACGAAGAGCACCAGCAAAUAACACAAGAAUUGCAGCACGGGCUGCAGCAACACGAGACGGUACAGUCUCAUAGUUCGCUGCUGCCAAUCGCCGCAACUUGUGUUGUGGAGGCCCUCCGCCAAACCUUCGGGUUUACUUCCCUUUCUGUCACCAAGGACCUCCAGGCAGCACUACAGCUAGCUAGCCGUAUGCACAGCUAG
Molecule: messenger RNA, 1554 nt
Organism: Cyclospora cayetanensis
Lineage: Eukaryota; Apicomplexa; Conoidasida; Eucoccidiorida; Eimeriidae
Exons: 2
Coding region: 1-1554 (517 amino acids)
Biological process (GO): protein lipoylation
Cellular component (GO): mitochondrion
Molecular function (GO): lipoyl(octanoyl) transferase activity
Source: RefSeq, a predicted model, not a curated record